GUGGCUGCAAAGCGCUUAUUCAUAUUCAACUACUGCAAGUUUCAUCGGCAAUACUGAAGCACCAAGCGACGGCGUGACGAAUUCAGGCCAUCGAAGCUGGCGAAGCCCUCCACUGUCAUUAAAAUCUAAUAGUCUCAGCACCAGCACUACCAACGCUACUGACUUUUAACCAAAAUGCCCCCCAAGAAGGAGAAAGGAAAGGGAGGCGGAGGGAAAAAGAAGAAAUCGGCACGCCCAGCCUGGAUGAGCGAAGGACUGUGGGAUCUAAGCCAAAAUCUUCAGAAGCUGUCGGAGUUUUAUAGUGGCGACAUUAAGGAAACGAAGCUGAAGGAGGGCCAGGCGCCCCCUCCAAACAUCACGCGGACACAGGCUGGCAUGUACAUCUGGCAGCUGCUGUUCCCGAACAACAAGCAGGGCAAGCAGAAGCGCGAGGAGUCCAUCAAACUGGGCAUCGUGGAGGUGUCGGUUAAGAUCCUGGCCAGCGGCAAGGCGCCCGACAUGACGCCGGCGCUGGGCAUCCUGGUGGCCAUGACCGGCGAAAACCCGGUGCAGCGCGGGGUCAUGCUGGACGCCAAGCCCGCGCCGCUGCCCAACGUGCUGUCCGCGCUCGGCGACGAGAGCGCCAGCCUGCGCGCCGUGGCCUGCGCGCUGCUGCGGGUGGUUUCGCGGGAGUCGGACUCGCGGCCGCGGCUGUGGCGGCUCAUGCGCGCGGACUGGGACUGGACGCCGCUGGUGGCGUGCCUGGACCUGACGGAGAUGAGCCAGCUGGGUGGGCGCUCCGCCUGCUACGAUGCGGCCGCCACCAUGGAGGCCAUGUGCUGCGCCCCCGAGGGCGACAUCGCCAACGGGGCGUGCGCGGCGCUGCUGGCGGCGGGCGGGCCCAAGCACAUGGUCAAGGUGCUGCGCACCCGCAAUGCACACCCCAUGGCCAAGGCGUGCUGCGUGGCGGUGCUGAACCAGCUGCUGCGGCGGGCCAGCCCGGAGGUGUGCGAGGAGGUGGUGGUGGGGCUGUCGGCGCUGGAGCCGGUGGCGGGCGUGUUUGCCCACCCAGUCAUACCGCUGGUCUACAAGGCGCACGCGGCGGCCUGCAUGCUGCGCUACAUUAUGCCGGACAGCCUGUGGCGUGCGUCCGCCGCGGCCGCGAAGGCGGCGGCGGCAGGGCCACCGCCCGGCACGGCGGGGACAGACGGGACAGCGGCAGUCGACGUGGGCUCGACGCCAGGGACGGCUGGUGGGCUGGUGGCGGACAUGCAGGCGGGCGUGGUGCGGGGCCUUGAGACGGAGGGGGCGGGCGGCCCCGGCGGCGUGGAGGUGCCUGACCUGGAGUUGAUGGACGACGAGACGCGCGAGCAGGUAGUGGGCCGGGCGCGGAAGGUGGCGGCCAUGGACGGCGUGCUGCGCUCCCUGGUGGGGCUGUGCGUGGGGCCAGAGGGGCCACUGCCGGACCUGGAGGCCGUCAAGGCAGACCCAGCACCCGCCGCGGACGACAAGAAGAAGGGCAAGAAGAAGAGCAAGAAGAAGGGGAAAAAGGCAAAGAUGGAGCCCGGCAUGGCGGAGGCUCAGACGUAUGCCAGUGCCGUGCUGCGGCUGGUGAGCCUGGCGGAGGAGCAGCGCGUGCCGCUGGCGUCCGCGGGCUCCAUCCGCCACCUGCUGCCGCUCCUUGACGGCAAGAACUCGGCAGCCCGGUGGAACGCGCGGCAGACGCUCAUCAACCUGUCGCUGUGCCCGGAGCUGCUGCCCAAGCUGCAGCUCUACAAGGUGCCCGACUACGUGCACCAGGCCAACGUGCCGCAGACGCACUUCGAGCGGCCGCUGCAGCCGGCGGCGGCGCCGCCCAGCAAACUGGAACACCAGGACUCACUGGGACGCAAGAAGGAGGGGUCGACGGGAGGAGCUGGCACCAAGCCACCGGCGCUCAAACCCAAGGCGUAGUCGAGCUGCGUAACCCGCAUACACCGGACAGGGAAUGUCAGAAUGUGCUGCGUUCGGCUGAAGAGGCGACCGUGCGAAUCUCAGCUGUCAAAGGGAGGCGGUGGCUGCUGACGCCACCCCGUUGCCGACACGCACACGGACUGCCGCACUGCGAGUGCCGGCGGACUGGGGGUCUCUGCGGAAUGGGGCGCUGCCGCAGUGUCGGUGGUGCGGCCCGGCGGCAGCCUGGAUGUCCGCAAGCGGUGGUAGCGCGCCAGUCGCACAUCUGGGUCCGGCACCAGCAUGGGAGGCUGUACAGUGUAGCUUGGAUGCGAUGGGACAGGGUAAGUGGCAGGUUGGCGUAGUCGCCACCCGGGUGCCACUCCCUGUUUUGGCUGAGUCCAAACGCUGGCCCACCUUGGUGGCGCCGGUAGCACCUUCAGACCUAUUCGGCCUGGAAUGUUUGACACGGCGUUGUGACUGGGCCGGGGUUGACGUAGGCCGAGUGGGUCUGCAGGGUCGUACGGCGUCCGGGGGGUGCAUUUCCCCAGCCAAACCCGCACGUUCGGAGGGCUCUGGGAGUCGCCCGGGGGAAAUCCUACCACACGAUUUAGACGCCGCAUUUUUGUAGGUACAUAUUGAACAGCAUCAAUGGCCAAUAGCGCUCGACAGAGGACUAAAACACGUUGGUCGGGGCUCAAGUCGCGAAAUUGACCGAAGCCCAUAUCUCGCAUAGGCGGUGUUUUGGGGCUAGACCAGGUGCCGCCGACUUAGAUUCAUUAAUAGAGUAAAUCCUGACAGCGUCGGGCAAAUUCUGUUCGGUCCUGGCGACCGCGACAUUUAGCAUUUCGACUUCGGCUCUCGCUCGAAUUUAUGCCCCGGGACCAUUCAGGGACCAUUAUAUAUGUCACAUGAUGCCAUUUUAGUGAUCAAGGGGCUUGGACUCACGCAGUCCCUAGGGACUUCCCCGAGUGGCACCCGGGUGGUAGUCGCAGCGUAUUCCCAGACCCCAAGUCCCCAACACUUAAUUUGCAACGUCAAGGCAAGAUUGCGUGGCUGGUAAACCGCCGGAGUUAAUGUAUUGAGGCAUCGCUGACGUGCUGGCAGGCUGGUAGUUUCCUGACGCGCACAGUGUAGCUUGGAUGGUAAACGUCUGCAGUCUGGGGCAGACUGUGCACUAGAUGGUCUAGGUGUGUACGGCAGUGUAUGGUUGUAAGCACUGACAUAGGAUAGCAGUGUUCAGACAGUAGGCAGAUGAGCUACUUGGCUUCAGGCUUGUAAUACAGCAAUCUCAAGGCUUCGGGUACGGCAGGCGCUGUGGCAGUCGGCAGCUGACGGCCUAGCGCAAUCAGCCGGAUGGUAGCUGUUGCCACCCUUUGCCACGGGCCUUGUACAUAUGUGGAUGGCUGGCCUCGAGAGUUGGUGCAACAGGCUUGGCAGAUCAGUUUAGACAGUUCGGCUUGUUCCUCUACGUUUUUCUUUUGACAACACGGUUGAGUC
This is a messenger RNA of Chlamydomonas reinhardtii, 3411 nucleotides long. RefSeq lists its product as uncharacterized. Lineage: Eukaryota; Viridiplantae; Chlorophyta; Chlorophyceae; Chlamydomonadales; Chlamydomonadaceae. The transcript is spliced from 15 exons. Gene Ontology annotation, molecular function: protein binding. The record is from RefSeq and is a predicted model, not a curated record. Bases 175 to 1932 code for a protein of 585 amino acids.